Talaromyces marneffei is the source of this 1536-nucleotide messenger RNA. RefSeq lists its product as uncharacterized. The transcript has a single exon. Gene Ontology annotation, molecular function: protein binding. Bases 1 to 1536 code for a protein of 511 amino acids. Lineage: Eukaryota; Fungi; Ascomycota; Eurotiomycetes; Eurotiales; Trichocomaceae. The record is from RefSeq and is a predicted model, not a curated record.
AUGCAUACCUCUCAGGCCUUCUUCAUAGCCUUCGGGCUCAUCGUUGGCGCUGCUUCUUACAAGCACUCCCCAACCAAUGCCACUUACCCUUGGAGCGAACGUGUUGACUUUCCCCUCAUUCCCGUUGCUGUCUCCAUGAUCCCAAAGACCGGAGACCUGGUGAUUUGGUCUGCCUACACAAACGAAAGCUUUGGUGUCGAUGCAUCUGGCGUUACUCAAACAGCCAUUUACAACCUCACUGACGGCACGGUUGGCCACUACUCUAUUGAUCAUACCGAGCACGACAUGUUCUGUUCAGGAAUCAGUCUGGACUUCAAGGGCAAUAUCAUUGUUUCCGGUGGCGACACCGAAGAAAAGACCAGUAUCUUUGAUGGCCAGUCUUGGAGAGCAGCGGCUGAUAUGCAAAUACCACGCGGCUACCAAGCGUCCACGACAAUUACCGACGGACGCAUAUUUACCAUUGGAGGGUCUUUUAGCGGUGGAAUUGGCGGCAAGAAUGGUGAAAUCUAUGAUCCAGAGACUGACAAGUGGGCAAUGAUGCCUGGGUGCUCUGCCAAACCCAUGCUUACCAACGACGCCGGUGGUCUAUAUCGCUCGGACAAUCACGCCUGGCUUUUUGCCUGGUCCAAUGGCUCUGUAUUGCAAGCUGGACCUAGCACCAAGAUGCAUUGGUAUGGCACUCAUGGAAACGGAUCCACGACGUUUGCGGGGACUCGAGCAAAUGACAGUGACGCCAUGACCGGUAUGGCUGUCAUGUAUGAUGCUGGAAAGGGCAAGAUUCUUACCUUAGGUGGUGCUCCUUCAUACAACGACAGUCUGGCUACGUCCAAUGCCCACCUCAUCACGGUGCGCAAGCCUGGAGAGCCCGUAAAUGUCGAAACGCUUGACAAAAUGCAUUCUGCCCGCGCAUUCGCCAACUCUGUGAUCCUACCAGAUGGAAAAGUCUUCGUCGUGGGCGGUCAGUCCCAUCCCAUUGUUUUCACUGAUACCAACUCCAGCCUGAUCCCAGAGAUGUGGGAUCCUAAGACGAAGAAAUUCACCGAAUUGCCGGCACUCCCAACACCACGGAACUAUCACAGUACCGCACUUCUUCUCCCCAAUGCCACAGUUUUCGUCGGUGGUGGCGGCCUCUGCCCUUGGAAGUGCGACGCCAAUCAUUUGGACGCACAUAUCUAUACACCGCCCUACUUUUUCGAGUCUGAUGGCGUCACACCAGCAACACGACCGUUCAUCACCCACAUCGCUAACCCAAUCCUCAAAGUUGGUCAGACCCUCAACGUCACGCUCUCAAAGCCUGUUGAAUCAUAUCAGAAACUCACGUUCUCGAUGGUUCGAAUGGCCAGUUCGACACACACCGUCAACACUGACCAACGUCGGGUAAAUGUGUCCCCACAAGCUGCGACAUCAACCUUGUUCACUCUUGGUCUUCCGCGUGAUCCUGGUGUACUGCUCCCUGGUUAUUGGCAUCUUUUUGCUAUGCUCAAUGGGGUUCCCAGUGUUGCUGAGACGAUUCUUGUUGGGCCGCCUUUGGCAUAG